This is a messenger RNA of Pogoniulus pusillus (Red-fronted tinkerbird), 3952 nucleotides long. RefSeq names its product Kell metallo-endopeptidase (Kell blood group) (gene KEL). Gene Ontology annotation, biological process: protein processing. Bases 409 to 2565 code for a protein of 718 amino acids. Lineage: Eukaryota; Metazoa; Chordata; Aves; Piciformes; Lybiidae. The record is from RefSeq and is a predicted model, not a curated record. Gene Ontology annotation, molecular function: metalloendopeptidase activity. Gene Ontology annotation, cellular component: plasma membrane. The transcript has 19 exons.
UUGGCUCCCAGCUGCCACUCAGGGUCUUGACUCCCAGUGUUCACCCUGUAGUUUUUAAUGUCUCAGGGAAGUCAUCCUGGUUCCUAGUCCCCAAAGCAGAGAAACUUCCCUCCCACAUCUUUACAGUAUGCAUCCCUGAAUGAAGUGAAGACACAGAAGAUGACUAUCACCUGAGAAAUAGUAAACAGCUGCAAAUAGAAUCGCUAACAAAUGGUUUCUUCACUCCUUGAAUGGGUUUUGGAAACAGAGGAGAGAAAGCAAAGAGAAACUCAAGCAGUCGGCCAAGCUGGGAAGAGAAGAUUGUCUCUGAGCUUAGUGGUGUGUCUUGGAGCAGAGGACUGAUAGUAAACAAGUAAACAGAGUGGCAGCUGUGGGGAGCACAAGAGCAGAGCCUGCUGAGUGGCAGAGAUGACGACUCUUCCCGAGACCUUUGACCAGGAGCUGAGAACAGGUGCAAAGAAAGAACGAUGCCUUCAGGGAAAAAGCCUGCUUCUGUGUGCACUCCUCAGUGCUCUCCUUGGCUUUACACUGCUUAUCACCUACAUCAUGAUGACUUGUGGUCUAGGAUCCUGUGAUGCUGAGCUGGGUCUUACACUGUUGGCCAGACUUCUGAAUUCUAGGAAUAACUCUGUAGACCCCUGUGAGGAUUUCUACAAAUAUGCCUGUGGCAGGUGGGAAGGCAAAGACUCGAGCCAAACCACAGAAGAGUCACUGAAUGUGUUUGAUGUGCUGUUGGAGGAAAACCAGCUGAUCCUGAAAAGGCUUUUAGAGAGCCCACAGCCUAGGGCAAGAGGCUCAGCCAAGGAGAAAGCAAUCCAAUUCUAUCGCUCCUGCAUGGAUACCAAACAGAUAGAAUCCCAAGGAAGUAAACCAUUGAAGGACCUCCUAAAUCAGAUUGGUGGAUGGAAUAUCACAGAUGUGGGGGAAGCAAAAGAUUUUAAUGAAACUCUGCAAAUUCUCAUGGCCAGAUACGGCACCUUUCCUUUCUUUAGAGUGCAUGUGGGACCCACUCCUUCUGACCUCAAGACCAAUAUCAUUCAGAUUGACCAUCCUGAUUUUGAGAUGCCACAUGAGAGUAAACUCAAAGAGAGCAAUUAUCUUGAGGUUCUCCGAGUCUAUCUGUCGUACCUGAACAAACUGGGAACCCUACUUGGAAGGCCACAGGAUGGGCCCCCUGAUAUCUUUCCCCUUACCUUGUCCUUCAUCUCUAACCUCCAGCGAGCUAUCACUCCACUGCAGGAAAGACAUCAGAAGGGGAUGCUCUUCUUCCACACUACCAUUAGGGAACUACAGGAAGAAGCACCUGCUAUUGACUGGCUGUCAUGUCUCCAGGCUGUCUUCCACCCUGUGCCAAUCAACCUUUCUCAGCCAAUUGCAGUGCACGACAUGGAUUACUUAAGAGGCAUGUCACAGCUCAUCUAUCAAUGGCACAAGAGAAGGGUCCUUCACAUUUAUAUGAUUGUUUGUCUGAUUGGGAAUCUCUCCCCAGCCCUUGACAGUCGAUUCCAAGAUGCACGCCUGGAGCUAUCUAAGAUUCUUUAUGGAAAAAUGGGAUCUAGAAUGAGCCUUGCUGAGCGCUGGAGGAAGUGCUUGACUGACACCAGCACUUUCUUUGAGCCUGUUCUAGGGCAGAUGAUUGUGCAAGAAAUCUUCCCUCAGCAGACCAAGAAACUUGCUGAGCAGAUGUUCUCUGAGAUCCAGGACGCCCUCUGUGACCGACUGGAUCAGCUGGAGUGGAUGGAUGAAGGGACUCGCCAAGAGGCUAAAGUCUUGGUUUCCACACUGCAAGUGGAGAUUGGCUCUCCAGCUCACCUACUCCAGACUGACAAAGUGGACCUGGAAUAUCAGAAUCUGGAGAUAAAUGAAGACACCUUUUUCCUCAAUGUGGUGGCUUCCUUGAAAGUACUGAGGGAAAAUUUCUACGUGAAACUCCUUCAACAUCAGUCACAGGAUAACUGGCAGGUGUCCCCCUGGAGUGUGCAUUCCUACUACUCAAUAGGGCACCACAUGGUGGUCUUCCCUGCUGGAAUGUUCCGCAGCCCUUUUUUCCACAUGGAGUUUCCCAGUGCUGUGAACUUUGGAGCCAUUGGGGUCUUCAUGGCACAUGAACUUCUGCAUGUAUUCUAUAAUUAUGUGCUGCCUGGGGGCUGUUCUACAUGCAACAGGAGCGUGCUACAGAGAUCAGUAGACUGCUUGGUCGAACAGUAUGAAAACUUUGAUGUCAAGGUCAAUGGUACUUUGACACUCUUGGAGAACACAGCUGACACUGGAGGUCUCACCAUUGCUUACCAGGCUUAUAAGAAUUGGAUGAAGAAGUACAAAGAAGAGAAGGAUUUGAGCAAGAUUGGACUUUCUCAUGACCAGCUUUUCUACCUCAGUUUUGCUCAUGCAAUGUGUGGACACCUGGGUCCUGAGAAACUGCAGUCUUCCCUGCACACAGAACCGCACAGUCCCCUGCCGCUUCGUGUCUGUGGGCCUGUCAGCAAUAGCCAGGAUUUUGCCAAGCACUUCCACUGUUUCAGUGGAUCCCAGAUGAACCCAGAGAAGAAAUGUCAUAUAUGGUAACCUACAAGGGAAGGGAUGAAGACAGACACGAUCCUAGGGAGAGGAAGACCUGAGCCCUGAAAGUACGACCCUCUUCUCAGGGCCCCCAGAGUGCUCUCAUUCACUCUUCUGCCUUCCUUUUUUCUUGGUAUUUGUUCUUCAGCAGUUGAUGGCAGCAAAAUUCUUAAACUGAGCUCUUAAGGGAAGAGAGUCUCCUCCUGCUGCUCUCAGCACUCUAUCUCAGACGUGACAGCUCUGGACUGAGCAUCCCAAGGUACAAGAUGACUGGCCAGUGUCUAGCAGGCAUCAGCUCCUGGGGAGCUGUGAGCAGGACUGUUGCGUUAUUCGUCUCUCUGUUCAGUGCAUUGCUCUGUCUACUUCAGCAGCCUCAUAGUCAUGUUGCAUGGACAGGGCAACAAGCUGGAGCUCUGAGACUUGUUCAUAGAAGAUUGGCUCGUAGGGAAAUUCUAUGGGUUACUAGGGAAAUCACAUGUCUGGUUACCAGAGAGGGAAGAAUCCUCUUCUGCUGGUAAAUGGAGAUGGGUACUAGAAAAGACUCGGUGGCUCUGGCUUCCAGUCUGAAAGAUAAGUUGCUUAAUAAGGAAAGUUACUGAAGACCUUCCUUGUUGGUUUUUGUUUGUUGUUUCAUCAGCAAAACUCCUGAGAGACAAAAGAGGGAAGCAUCCCCAUUGGUGGAAUGAGAACGGGGAGCAGAGAACCAAUCCUCUUUCUUCUUUCUUUUCCAAGAUUCUCUUAUUUUUUUAAGUCUCUCUGUAGGUUGAGGGUAUGGUUGAGAGUGGAGUAAGGGUUUCUGGAAGACUGAGCAAUUAGAAUUCCAAGAACUUCUCUGGGUCCUGAACCUGAUUGUGUUAUCCCAAAAGAUAAGAUUGUCUUCUCUCUGUUUGUAACCACUUAACCACCCAAAGGAGCAAAGCUGCUGUAUGAUUUUACUUUCUACUUGAAACUGAAUUUCAGAUAUAAAUUUACUUUAGAGGGGAAAAAAAAGAGUGAGAAGUAAUACAUUUUAGGGCAGCAAAGAAAGUGCUUAGAAUACAUUCUCAAGAGCAACCUAGCCAUUACAGCCAGUUCAGACUCUGAUAAUUCAAAGAAAAUAUACCAAUCUUCUAAGAUCUGCCAAAUUUACUAAGUGUACAACAGGCUCCUACCUUCUGCAUACUCUUCAAACUGUUCUUGAUGAUGGGAGUGUUUUUAUUUUCCAUGCUAUAUUGGCUUGCCUGGGGAUUGGUUGUGGAAUAGAGGAUGACAAGUGGAAACAUCUCUUAUCAGUGUAAGCACUGCAAAAUUGUGCCAAUCCCAAUACAAUGUUUUCCAAGAAUAGGCUGUUGGAUGAUUUAAUUAAUUAACUAUAAUAGUAAUAAAAUGUUUGCCUCAGUCCUUUCAUUGCAAA